Molecule: messenger RNA, 9265 nt
Organism: Oryzias melastigma (Indian medaka)
Lineage: Eukaryota; Metazoa; Chordata; Actinopteri; Beloniformes; Adrianichthyidae
Product: hypermethylated in cancer 1 protein
Exons: 3
Coding region: 5884-7269 (461 amino acids)
Biological process (GO): regulation of transcription by RNA polymerase II
Cellular component (GO): nucleus
Molecular function (GO): DNA-binding transcription factor activity, RNA polymerase II-specific; RNA polymerase II transcription regulatory region sequence-specific DNA binding
Source: RefSeq, a predicted model, not a curated record
AGUUGUUUGCUCAAACUCUGCUUACAUCGGUCAUUACGCACAACUCAGGCACACGUCUUUAAUUGACAUUUAACUCAGAAACACUCAGACAAAAGGAUUAAACGGGAGAACACAUGCACCUGUCAGCCGUGCAGCACACAAGUCCCAGUCCCAAAGCACAGUUUUCCCUCAACAUCCACUAUACUCAGACAGCCAUGAACGCAUGCUCGCCUCCGUGUUCCUGUGUGUUGUUGUUGUUGUGCGUCUGGAGUGUGUAAUCAGUUUGUGUGGUAAUGCCAAUGAUGACUUUCUCAACAGUGACUCAGUGAGAGAACAUUUUGCGGGGAUCGCUCUUGCUGUCUUGUUAAAAUUUGUUUGGUUUUAUGUGACAGCUUCAUUGUGCGUUUCAGUGGGUUCACAGCUGUAAUUCACAGCAAAAAAGAAAGAAGAAAAAACAACACAACUGCAGCUACAGCAUUUACUCACUUAAACACUCUGCGAUUCUCAAAGUAAAAGCUGCUAAAACCCUCUUUAAAAAAGUUAUAUAUGACUUUUAACCUAACAUGGAAAGUUUUAUUUCUCUUUUUAACCAAACUAUGAUGAAUCCAAACUACAAAUAAAAGAAAGUUUUUAGCCAAGAUGUUGAACUAAAGUAUCACUUUCUGUAUAUUAAUGGGUAACCAAACAAAAAAUCAACUUUUUUUGGUUGUUUACUUGUAUAAAUGAGGCUUUACAAAUGCUGACUGUUGAUUCUUGCCACAUUUUUGACAAUUUUAAAUAAACUUGUUGAACUACUUUAAACCAGCAGUCCCAGACCCCCCCAGGCCGUGGACCGGCACCGGUCCGUGGGUCACAUGGUACCCGCAGACAGAAAAACAUAAAUAAAUGUGCUAACUUUGAUCAUUUCCUUUUAGUUUAUUCUCUGAUUCUGAAGGAAGUUUUAUUAUGAAAGACUUCCUUAUUCUGUUCAUAGCAUCCAUCUGGGUCACAUGACAUUUUAUACAGAAUGAAGAUCAGAAAUGACUUCUACAAAUCAACAGCUUUGUUUCAUUGAAUCUUCACGAUCUGCAUAAAAAAUAUGUGUUGAUAUUUUUAAACUUUUUUUAAACAAAAUUUCUUGUAGUAGCAUUUUAUUUUGAAAAUAGAUUUUCAUGAACCGGAAUCUUAAAAAUGCCAACUUCUGCCCCGUUUGGACCGGUCCAGGCCUGAAAAAAGUUUGGAACCUCUGGUUUAAACCAGGGGUCCCCAACCUUUUUCUUGUGAUGGCCACAUAACUGUUUUCUUCUCUGGCGAGGGGCCGUGGUCGGAUCGUAGGCUAGCAAAAGAAGAAUAAAAAUCGCAGGGUGUGUCUAAAUGUAAACAUUUAUGGUUUCCCAGAAAACUACACAUACCCAAAUUUUUUAUAAUAAUUCAUUUCUGUCAUCUUCAAGAAAAAAAAAAGCAUUUUAAAAAUUAAACAGAUAAAUAAUCGAUUUUCUCCAGUCACAGCUCAAAGGAACCAUCAGUGUGCUGCCCCCUACAGGUUGAAAGUGGUAGUGAAGUUGAAUUUCACGAUUGAUUAACUGGUCUGCGUCCCACAACAUUUCAAAAGGUUUCAUGUAAUCAUGCUCUGCAGCUCCAGUUUAAAAGUCCCUCCCAUCUUUGAACGGGAGAACGACGGAGCUUGCUUUGCUCCCGAGAGCGGCGAUGCUCGCUUGCUUGAAAAACGAGCCCAAGCGGCUGGGUGGCUAGCAAACGAAGAGCCGCUGUGGGAGGAGCCUCCUGCAUCUAAUGAUUUUUUUCUUAUUUUUAUAAAACAAACAAAAAAAAAGAUCCUUUAUUUACCUCAAGCUAAACUCACUGUCACCGUCAAUCACAGAUCCAGACCACACCUCCCCCGCUCAGCCCACCUCCCCUAGCCCCGCCCCCUUUUUGCACUUUUUAAAUCAGGGCUGAGAGUGGAGUCAGCCUCCAACUGUCCUGUUGUUUAAUCAGAGAAUUGUCUCUAAGGUUCUCUAAAUUUUUUAGUCAGCUCUUAUGCUCCUCGGUGAGUCUGUUAAGCCGUUGGCGUGCAUCCUUGAGUGUUUGAGUGCAAGUAUAUUUGCUUAAGCCCAGGUCUGCGUGGGCACGUUUCACAUCUUCAAAUUGUGGGAUUGUUUCUUUUCUGCUUUAACCGGCACAUAAUUGGAUCUUUUGUCCCGAGUUGUGGCUGUCUUUGUCAGGCAGAAGAAAAGCAGAGGAAGGGUACAAACUCUGAGCCCAGUGAGGUCUAUUGAGCAGAGCCCCACUCACCUCUGAUGUAAAAGACAGGGCCAAGCAUGAAUAGUUCAAAGCAGACGUUUGCGGUCACAUGCACUGACAACGCGCACGUCACGUCGCAUCACCCCUUUUGUGCAAGUGUUAAGUGUGUGGGAUUGAGAUGUUUCUUUUGGUGUAAAGAGGAGAUUCAAAUGCUGCCACAGCUCAGAUAGUCUCAGGAAAAAAAGGAAAGCUUUUAUUCGCACACACUCUGACUUUAUAGAUAGAUCAGCCUUGACUAUAUGAAUAAAAGAUUUUUCAGAAUCCGGAGAAUGUUAAUCAUUUUCUCGCUGCAUGAAAACAUAUUGAACGAGCCCUAUAUCAGUAUUUCUGUUGUCACCAAAGAAGCCCCAGCGAGUGCUUCUGGUUAGCCAAAACCUAUUUUGUAUUCGCUACACAAUUGGGGCUGGGGAAGUGGGAUUGUCGAGAUGGCCACCAACCUCUCCUCUCACUCCAGGUCUGUCCCUGCGUCUAAAUGAGGACGGAAAAUAAACAAACACUGUGGCUUAGAUUACUGGGCGGAGGAGAUGUCUGCCUGGUUUGACGGAUCACUAUUGCCUCUCUGCCUUCAAUUCAAGCGCCUUUCCCCCUCUUCUCCUUCACCUCUUCCUGUCUUCCCCUCCCUUUCUUUUUAUUUUUGUUUUUUAACCUUUCCUGAACAAUUGUCCCUCUGCGUUCUCGUGGGGCUCCAACAGUUCAUCCUUAUUUGUUUCACUCCUGCCCCUUCCCCCCACAAUUUUACUUCAGGGAGCAGCAAAGAUUGUUGCUUCAAAAUCCUCAGAAAGUAUUGAUCUGGGAAGAUAGGAGCAAGGUCACCUGGCCUAAUUUGAGAGAGACCGCCGAAUAUCAGCAAAUGGCCUUGACACGGAGCUCCUGUCUUCAAAUCUCCUACUGCUGAAAUAACGGCGUCUCUUUCAUUCACUUGAAUCCGACUAAACUGAUACCCAGCGUCUUUGAACGCCGCGUUUCUGAUGGGACGUGCAUCAAAAGCCCCUCUUUUUCUUCAUCUUCGGUCGCAGACAACAAACCUCCCCGCAUGUGGAAUUCCAAAAAUAUAGCCAGACCAGUCUAUGCUAUAAAUCCAAUUAAGAUCAUUGGAUUUUGAUCCCUUAACCCAUUUAGACGUCAGACAAUCGGAGUCUAACAAUAGACUUUUUUUUCCCAGACACACCUGCCCACACUGCCACCGUAAAGAACAUCCAAUUAACUACACAGAUCAUAGCGACAUUACUGAAGUUUUCACUCCGCUGCCAGCUCUCAUCACUUCACAUCGAAAAUUGACUCGCCCUGUACAAUGGGUCUCUGCAGAUCCAUAACUGUCUGCAGAGAUUUUCUGAAUGGAUUUCUUGUAGACAUUUGAAUUUUCCUCUGACUUUUGAGGCUGAUAGCAAUCCUUUAGCUUUUGAUCAUCUUUCUCAUUAGUUUUAGAAGAUCAGUGUAAAGUAUCAGCAGCAGGAAAUGAAUGCAAUCCCUCCUCGGGUUUUCCUCUGGAAAGUCACAUGGUGCGUCGUUCGACCACAGGUCAUCGGAAAUAUCUGCCCCCAUGGAGGACAAGAGGAGCGUCAGACGCUGAUCGAAAAUCAAGUCCUUUAAUUUUAGUGUAAAAAACCCUGAAAGUUCCAAACAGCUUCCAGUAAUUAGAGCACGGAUUCAGCCUUUCUUCUUAGAAAUAUCAUCAACAAAUUGUUAACACUGAAGCACGGUUGAGAGUGAAUGUAGAUGUCCUUCAAACUAUUUCCUCUAGAGAUUGAUAUGAGAGACUAAAGAAGAAAAAUUAAAGCAGAAAAGUUUACUUUUUUGACUAUUUAGGGUUUCUGAUCACUGCAACAUUUAAAAAAGAGGUACAUUUGCUGGAAAAAGCAACAUUUAAGGAAGUUGUAAAUCACACAUUAGAAAAGUGUUUUUAGUUUCUGAGCUUUACAUUAUCUGGUUAGCAUGUUUACCUUCUUUUUAUAAAUUCUUUAUUGUAAAGUCCCAAAGUUGGAUAAGCAAGUUUUUUAAGAAUGCAUACUAAUUUAUCCAGGGGCGGAGCUAAUGGGGGACGAUAGGUGGCUGCUGCCCCCAAUCAAAAAUCUUAGCCCAGCCAGCAAGGCCAAGUGAACCCCGAAUGGGUUUGUCUGCAGUUUCUUGUGUUUGCAUACAUUGACUCAACCGGGAACUUGGUGGGCUAGCUUGCUACAGUAGCUAGCUAGCCGCCUGGAGGAUAACAUAGUGAACUAGCGAGCUCCGCUGCCCAGGGAUUGGCAGCCUGGUGGCAACCCAGCUAUCUGUGUGGGACCCUGGGUUAGGGGACAGUUGCUUACUUUGCCGGACCGUGGACAGCGGAACUCGCUAGCUUGUGACGCUGUCCACCGGGAGGCUAGCUCACUUAAGCUAAUGUAGGGGCCACCACAGAAACUAUGGACACUACUGACCACUUUUAACACAAAUAGGGGCACACUUAGCCUUGCUGGUUGGGGCCCCCUUAAUUUUUGUAUCAAUAUUUGUAUUAAUAUUGAUAUUCAACCUUUUUUAAGCAUUGCAAAACAAUAAUAAUAUAACUGUUUGAAAUACGUAUUUUUAGACCUUUUAAUUUGUCAUGGCCUUCCACUCUGCUGCUCUCAUUUACCACCCCUUUCCAAAGUCUUCUGCCCCCCAUAUAAAAAGUUCUAGCUCCACCCCUGCAUGUUUCCAAGUCUACUUGUCUAAUUCACUUAAACUGUCAAAAGAGGAUAAACAGUUCUGGAAAUCUAACAGGAUGACAUUAAGCCUGUUUGUCACAAAGAACUGCUAAAUAAUCCAAUUGUUUUAAAAGACUUGACAAGUUUUAGUUUAUCACAUGCUGAUAACAGGAUUCUCCCCUUAAGGCCUAUUAAAGCCUAAAAGUCUUAAGUUAACCGUGUUGGGGAGUUGAGUUGCUGUUAUUCCAAAUUCAAAACGUGAAUCUGCAUGACGAGAGUUUCCAAAAUUCCUCACACCUAACUAGCUUUUCUGAGAUAAACCUUUCCUUUUCUUCCAGAGCAACAUGUGUUAGUAAGAAGUUGUGCUGUUUCACCUGCAGCUCAUCCUAGUUCAUUCUUCCUCUAUACUCGCUACAGCAUGGGGAACAAAAAAAAGAAAAAAAAGGGGGGAAGUUCAGCGUUUGUGUGCUCUCUGAGUCAGUGGGAGUGGGGAGUGUCAGGCGCGGUAGUUCAACAUUCCAGGAAUCUGUCCACGGUCAACCCUCACGGAUGUGUGAUUCUGUUCAUUUUGCAGAGGAGGGCUAUGAAUGGCUAACCCACUGCAUAACUCCCGACGCAUUCCCCUCACAUUUACACUCGCAGCGUUGCACAAAUUACAGUACUGUGAAAGGCAUGGCCUAUUCAUCAUCACGGAGGGAAAAAUCAGGAAGAACGGGAGGAGGAUGCUGAUCUUCAUGCAGGAGAAAAAAGCACACUGUAGUAAAGUGAAAUUCUUUAUUCAGCGUGCCCAAACUUGUUGCUGCGAAACAUCUCGCGCGGUCGGCGUAGUCGUCCUUUACCCUCCGUGUACAAAAAAAAAAAAAUCUUCACUUCAGCGGCAACAUGGCUCCACUCCAAAACUAUUUCCCUCCACACUGCAGAUCCUCAAACCCUCUUCUUACAUGCAUUUUACUGGCUAACACAACACAUGCACACUUUUGCACAAAGCGCACACUUGCUGCCAUCUCUGUGCACACAUGUGGGUGGAAGGAGAAGGAGAGCAGAGGAGCAAAAGGAAAAAAAGAGAGAGAGAGAGAGAGAAGAGAAGCCCUCACCCUUUCCCCUUGGCUGGUGGAAAGUGAAACUUCAGUUUUUCUUCCUCCCCCUCUCUCUAGUGUUUGAUAGUGCAGCACUGGCAGCCUCUGUGUGCCCCCCCUGCCCACUCUCUCCCGUUGUAUUCUGGUGGCCAGCUGCUAGCAGAGUUGCAGUUGUACGUGAGUGGGUGGGUGAGACUCGUUUCCUGUGCUUCUUAGGGCUCCGCUCCAACAACUACUGCAGCACGCUUCGGCCGGGGGCCACAGGGGCCACUAUUCAUAACAAACAGGGCGCUGGCUCCUCUCCUCCUCUUCCUUUUCUUCCUCCUCAUCUUCCAUCACCACCGCCAUCAUCAACAUCAGCAUACUGCCCACCCGCUCCGCCUACGCCACUGCACCCCCCUGAGCCCCGGCCCCUGGAGGCCCCCGGUCUGCGGGCCGGGGUCCCCUUGCCGCACUCGGAAGGGUCGGACAUGGAAGUGGAAGAGGACCCCGAGGGCCCAGAACCCUCCACCUUGCCUGAGGAAUGCAUAAAAAACAAAGAGGAUGCAAGAGAGUACGGCACAGAUUUGGACGCUGACCAGUCUCCUGUUGAGAGGGAUCAGAUGGGCGAGGAGAGCUGUGCUGGUGGCCUGCCUGUGUCUGUGGCUGGCAGGAGAACUGAAGGGCCGCCUGUGCUGACUGAAGAGGCUGCUUCGAGGGAGCGAGUCCUGCCAGAGCACGGCGCCUGGCCCGCGCAGGGUUUCGCCUGCUCCCUGUGCAAACGGCUGUUCGGCAGCCUGGAGCACCUCAGGGAGCACGAAUACCGCCACACCCUGUCUCUGAUGGCCUUGUCCCUGGACUGGUCCGGCAUGCAGGGCCUGCAGGCUCCCCCGUCCCAGCCUCCGCCCCUCUUCGGGCAGCCCCUGUACCGACCGGCGGCAGGCGAGCACGCGUCGGCGCGCUACCUGUGCUCUCAGUGCCCCGCCAGCUUCACCCUCAAAUCCAACGCCGACCGCCACGAGAAGACCAUCCACUUCAAGAAGAAGCUGAUGCAGUGCGUGUACUGCCUGAAGCACUUCAGGGACCGCACAGACUUGCACAGACACCUGUCGUCCGUGCACUCCAAGGAGAGAGGGCACACCUGCCCGGUCUGCGCCAAAGCUUUUAGCACCCAGAAAAACCUGGCAACUCACGUUAAAGUGUGUUGCCAGGUGAGGCUGGCACCGGGAGGGGUGGACAUGUCUCAGUAUAUGAACGUCAGCGAUCAAAACAGGGCGAUUGAUGUAGAGAGCCUGUAGUUUCCUACCUACGGACGGGCGUUGUGUCUCAAGCCAAAAAGUUAAAGUCCCAUCAGUCGUCAUGCACCGCACUGUGUGAAAUUUGUUCUCCACAUUUGACUCAUCCCCUGGGGGAGCGGUGAGCUGCAGACACAGCCGCACUCGGGAACCAAUUGAUGAUUCAACCCCACAAUCCAACCCCUUAUUGCUGAGUGUCAAGCAGGUCCCAUUUUUAGAGACUUGUCCGGGAUUUGAACCUUCCAGCCUCAGGGCGGACACUCUUCCACAAGGCCACUGAGCUGAGCAAAAAACAGAUCCGGACUCAGAAAUCAUUUAUUUAAGAAUCUUAAACCGCUGCUUAGGUACCUUGACACACCUUCUAUGCAAAACUUUUCCCCGAAAUGAUAAAUCUCAGAGCACCGGGGAGAGAUUGGUUUCUCUGCUGUGCCGAAUGGAAAGACGGGGGGUGUCUCUCUAACCACCCGUCUGGCUCUCUGUCGCCAGUCACCAGUCUGACUCAACUUUUGUCUCCUUUUUAGGCAGAGAGAUCUUAAUCUGUGUGUCCACCCCUGCAUUACACUCACAAAGACUUUCAAAGCCAGCUCCUACCUGUCAGGCAUUCCUAACAGGGUGCACAGCCCUGCCACCUGCAGGAGCGCCCCAGUACUGCAGCAUUAAGACACAUUCUAACUCAAAUAAUAAUAAAAACAUGUCAAAUCAACAUUAAAAAUGACAAAAUAAACACCAAUUUAAAGGAUUUUGUGCCAAGCUUGUCUGUGGUUUUGAGAUAAAUGCAGAUGGAUUUAGCCCGCUAAAACAAUAGAAAAGGAGGGGGGUUGGGAGGUGUCAUUUUCUCCCUCUCUGACCACCCUCCUUUGUCUCUGAUCUGUAAUUCUUGUCGUGGCUGAGUGGAGCUGGAGCUGAGCAGUUAUUGGCCCUCCACGACUCCAACCCCUCUUGACCUCCGACCCCUCCACAUCUGAAGCAGGGGAAGCAAGGGGGGGAGUGAGGGGCAGGUGCCCUUUAAACCACAUGUGCUUUGUGACGUAACGACCAUUAAUAGCGAUGAUCUCAGGGCAGAAAAAGAGGGACAAGAGCCGAGAAAAACCUCACCUAUUCCUGCCAAAAUAGUCUUUUUUUCAUAUUAAGAAGGAUUCGGAAUGAGAAGUCCUGAAAAAGUUAGGCUUUCCACCGAGGAUUCGUCUUCCUGUUGUGUUUACAGUCUCCUCCCAAAAAGCUUUAUUUUCAGGUCCCAGCCAGAAGAAGACUCAGGGAAGUAAGAGACGAAUCAAUAAGUUAGCAGGAAAAUAACCGUCUGACUGCUGCAUAUUUUUUGAAUCUGAAUGGCAGGUUUCAAGGAUAUUAAAUAAUAGAUUCUACUUUUGAAGCCCAUGUAUUUUUUUUCUGACUGAAUGACUCUUGCUUGGCUUGUAGAUUGUAUGAUGUUCUUAAAGAUCGACUGGAAAUAAAAUAAAAAAGAAACAAUACUUUUGCAGUUGUGUUUCCUUUUUCAUCAUCUGUUCAUGCAUGUUUUUUUUUGUUUAAAGAGCAGCAGUCGCUUAACUGAAUGAGGUAAUUAUAUUACCUUAUGGCCCUUUCUAGUGUGCUCCAUCUCCUUUUAUUUACUGUACAGUAGAUGUGGCGUUUUUGUGCACCAGUAGUGAUGUUUUGAAGUCGUCCCUCCCUUUUGUGUGUGAUUUUCUUGUCGUUUCCCCGUUUGGCUUUUGUGUGUGUCUAGUAGAGACCUUCUAGAGCAGCUUAGGCAGACUGACUGUUGUGCCAUGUGUUUAAAGUAUCUCUAUGCCUUUAUUACUUUAUGGAGGAAAAGCUGUUGCCAAGGCAACUGUAGCUUUGACUUGGAUUGGUAUGACCAUGGGAAUUGAUGGUACAUUUCUAAGCCACAUUGCUAAUUAAAUGCGGAAACCGAAGUGACAAAAAGACUUUUCUUUAUCAGAAUGAGACUUUUUCAAUACAAAUAAUUGUUUUUUUCUUUCUUAUUCCACCCCCUCCACCUUUC